UAUAAAAGUCAGUGGUACAAUUCUCCAGCAUCAUAUUUACAUAACACUGACUUCGCAAGGUUAUGUUAGCUAAGACCGUCAACGGAUUGGCUAAUCAUACUGAACGCCCUCUAGAACACAAAGCACGUAACACGUUAGAAGGAAAUUUCACAUAUAGGUAUAAUGCCGUAUAAUGAUGUUUAGAAUGCAGCUCCAUUACGUGUUCCUGGCGGUAGUCCUGUUUGCCGUGGCUUAUGCCUCGAACGAGUCAGGUGACCUUAUCGCCGAGGAGUCCCACACGAACGUCCAAGAGCAAGUCCGUGAUAAGAGAGCUCUUCUUCUUGGUGGUGCAGUGAUAGGUGCUAAGAUAUUAGGCGCUAAAGUAAUAGGCACUAAGGCUCUUGUUGGUGCUGGAUUAGUGGGCGCCAAAGCCGUUGGAAUUGGUGCACUAGGAGCAGGAUUGUACAAGGGUGGCUACUACCGCGGUGGAUAUGGUUAUGGUGGUGGAUAUGGUUAUGGUGGUCAUGGCGGUUAUGGUGGAUACCACAGUUACCCAUCAGUAACCUAUCGUCAUUAUCCAGCAUAUAGUAACCAUUAUUCUUAUGGAUGGAAGCCAUCUUACUACAGCAGCUGGUAAUUAAAAGAGGAAGGUAAACAAAUGACGUAAAAGGACCAAAUAUCAGUACUGUAAUGACAGUGCCACAAAGCUCUGUAAAUCAGAUUAAAAAUAAAUCUAUUAAAUAAGAAAUAUUA
Molecule: messenger RNA, 732 nt
Organism: Cephus cinctus (wheat stem sawfly)
Lineage: Eukaryota; Metazoa; Arthropoda; Insecta; Hymenoptera; Cephidae
Product: prisilkin-39
Exons: 4
Coding region: 173-616 (147 amino acids)
Source: RefSeq, a predicted model, not a curated record